Messenger RNA from Galendromus occidentalis (western predatory mite), 3027 nucleotides. Its product is annotated as insulin-degrading enzyme-like. Gene Ontology annotation, biological process: peptide catabolic process. The transcript is spliced from 5 exons. Gene Ontology annotation, cellular component: cytosol; mitochondrion. Lineage: Eukaryota; Metazoa; Arthropoda; Arachnida; Mesostigmata; Phytoseiidae. Gene Ontology annotation, molecular function: metal ion binding; metalloendopeptidase activity. The record is from RefSeq and is a predicted model, not a curated record. The coding region runs from base 1 to 3027 and encodes 1008 amino acids.
AUGUCUCGAGUUCCGAGUGCAUGGAUUCUUCUAUUUCUGAUGGCUCUGUUCGGCUCGUUGCCACUAUUAGUGUUCAUCGUAUUUCGUUUCGUGUUACCAGUGGUCGAACCUGGGCCCAGUUGGCCUCCCCCAGUGCGCUCGACGGAUAUCACCAUGAAACCAGACACCGAUCACAGUGUGUACCGCGGCUUGGAUUUAGUGAAUGGAAUGAAAGUGCUCCUGGGAUCGGAGCCGGAUCUCGAGAAAUCUCGAAUGUCGUUGUGCAUCAUGGCAGGCUACAUGAGCGAUCCCAGGGAGCUUCAAGGGCUCGCGCAUUUCACCGAGCACAUGAUGUUCAUGGGCAGCAGGAAGUAUCCCGCAGAGAACCACCUGUUCGCUUACCUUAACGGUCAUGGCGGAAGCGCUAAUGCGUACACUCAUGGCGACAUGACUUGUUACUAUUACGAGGUCGACCCGGAAUUCCUCGAAGAAUCGCUCGCGAUCAUAAGCGACAUGAUGAGGGACCCACUCCUCACCGAGGAGACGGCUCAACGAGAGAUCUUCGCUGUGGACACAGAGCAUCGAAAAAAUCUCAAAUCAGACAAUUGGAGACAAAAUCAAAUAGAGAAAGCAACAGGGGAUCAGGAUCAUCCGUUUACGCAAUUUUCUACGGGCAGCAAAGCCGGUCUGGAAGCUGGCGCGAAAAUGUUGAACACGACAGUCAUCGAGGAGGUGCGGAAAUUCUACCGAAAGUACUACACCGCUCGAAUGAUGAAUAUUUUCGUCCAAGGUCGAGAGUCACUGCAAGAUUUGCAGACCAUGAUCCUCAAAUACUUCUCGCCGAUACGGAGAGGUUCCGUCGACAGCCCGGUGUGGUUGAAGCAUCCUUACGAGCACUCGAGGAAAUUGAUGCUACACAUCGUUCCAGCCGUGGAGACGAAGCUCCUGGAAAUCGUUUUCGCGGUUCCGGACAUGUUAGAGUUCUACCGUUCCCUACCGGAACUGUACGUGUCUUCCGGUAUCAUCGGCUAUAAGGGUUCGGGGAGCUUGUACGCCUACCUCCACCAGAAAUCUUACAUAGCCAGCUUGUCAGCCAAGGUCCGGGGCAAUUUUCGCCAUUUCGGAAUUUUUUCAAUUGAAGUUCGUCUGAGCGAUCUCGGUUUCGAGAACUUGGACGAGGUGAUUGAGUCGAUUUUCGCAUAUAUAAACUUCCAUAAGGAGGUCGGACCCGAUGAGGACGUGUUCAGGGACCUUCAAACGGGAAGACGGAUACAGUUCAAGUAUCGACCCAAAUGGAAUGGGCAGGACUUUCCUCGUUACACGGCGGAGAAAUUACGGAGCUUCUCGUGGCGAGAUAUGCUCUCAGCCUACUACGUCAUCCACAAGUACCGACCCGACCACAUAAGGAACUUGCUCGCCUUGUUAUCACCGGAUAACUGCCGCAUCGUGGUGUCCUCAUCGACGUACGCGAACCGGACGGAUCUGAGACGGGAACCCAUAUAUAAUGCGUCAUACGCUCUCUCGCGUAUAAGUUUCCAACAGCUCACCAAAUGGAAGACAGUUCCUCACGGUGAUCGUUUCCUCAUUCCGAAGAAGAACGAUUUCAUUCCGGAUAGACUGCAGGUCUACCGAGCCGAACCGCGCUUCGGCAGGGUUCCGGUGCUCCUCGAAUCUGAAGCCGCCAGCCGACUGUGGUUUUUGCAGAGCGAUGACUUCAACACUCCGAAAAGUGCCGCAAGAGUUCUCUACCGCACGGAUAUUAUCGAUCUGCAAACGUCGGAUAUUUUGAAAAUUAUCGUCAUCGCAAAAAUGUUCACCGAGACGAUGGACGAGGAGUGGACGGCGGCGCGGCUGGCCGGCGUGCAGAUGGAUAUCAUGCCAGCGAUCCGCGGAUACUUUUUCUCGAUUAGUGGAUACAAUCAGAAGCAGGGGCAAAUUCUUCAAAGUGCCCUGCGGAAAUUCCGAGAAUUCAACAUUAACCAACGAAUGCUCGACGAUGCGCGGGAACAAUUGAGACGAGCGUUAAAAGGUCAACUGAGCAAGAAAUUCUUCCAGAUUCUGCCCGAUAUAAGGAAUCGGCUCUUGAUACUGGGCUACAGCUUCACACCAGAGGAAAAUUUGGAGUUCUUGGAGAAGUUCACGGUGCGGGAUAUUCAGGGAUUCCUCGAUAGGUCCCGAGCUCGAUCCUCCGCCGUUGUUUAUGUGUUCGGAAAUGUCGAGCUCGAAACCGCACUGCAGAUGUAUCGUGAAGCGAAACGCAUGCUCGAAAAUACGACGAUGAAGUUCGAAGAUAGUCAAUUGAUAGAGGAGUUCUCCCUGAGCGAGGGUCAUUUCUAUCGUUACGUCGACGCGAUAAAGGAGCAGCCCUUGAAUUCCGUUGAGGUGUUCUACGAGUUAGGAGAGUCAGUCGAUCGCAAAAGGGACUUGGUCGUCAGUGAAUUGCUAGCGGUCAUCAUCAGUGAUAUAACCGCGAGCGUUCUUCGCACGCGAGAACAACUCGGCUACAGUGCGAACAGCUCAUUCAAGAAGGCCAUGAACACUUUCGGUCUCACCGUGACAGUUGAAUCCGCUCACAACAUUACGUAUGUCGAGCAACGGAUUCGAAACUUCAUACACAACGUGGCCCCGUGGUACUUGAAAAAACUUUCGAAAGAAAUGUUCGACGACCACCGAGAUUCUCUCGUACACAGUAAAUUGCAAAAAGCUACUGGUCCCGUUUCGUUCGGCUCAAGAUUCUGGGUGGAAUGUUAUCGGGCCUGCAACUUCCAUCGCGCAGAAGACGAGGCGGAAAUAGCUCGCACUCUGACCAAGCAAGAUCUCAUCGACUUCAUGCAGCACAACAUCCUCGACGGUCGCUACGCGAGAACCUUGGUCGUGGCGAUAGAAGCGACCGAGGAAUUCAAGGAGCACCAUAAGAAAAUAACCGUCCAGCGAAGCGAUGGAUACACCGCGACCUUUGAUUCAAUCUCGGAGUUCCAAUCUUCACUGCGCAGGACGAGACCCGCCUACGGGGACGAAUGUACAAAAUACGCGCUAGCCAUCAAUUGA